Messenger RNA from Zalophus californianus (California sea lion), 1665 nucleotides. It is a transcript of the gene FAM228B, whose product is annotated as family with sequence similarity 228 member B. The coding region runs from base 472 to 1509 and encodes 345 amino acids. Lineage: Eukaryota; Metazoa; Chordata; Mammalia; Carnivora; Otariidae. The record is from RefSeq and is a predicted model, not a curated record. The transcript has 11 exons.
AUUGGCUGAAACAUCUGCCCGUCACCGAGAAGUGCUGAGGUUUGGUUCGCUAACCACGACCCGCCCACCAGCGCCCGCCCAUAGGCGCUCAGGUUACUUCUCCGCGGGACUGGGCUCGGGAGCAAAGUUGCUCGGGGCUCGGGACGCCGUGUCGGCUGGUAGAAUUCUGACUCGACGUCUGUCGCGGCGCAGGGGUUGUUGGGGGCUGCGUCAAGGAGACAAUAGACUGGAACGUUCUGUCUUUCCAAGGCGACGGGCCCGAGCUGGCGGGGCCGCACUCUCCGGUGGCAGCCGACCACUGCAGGGCCGUGGGCCGAGGGGUCGCUGCAGGGAGCCCAAGGCCCAGCCAGUCUUGGGAAGGGAGCUGAGGUACCUGUGGCGGUCUGCAACUUUCCUGCCAGGCCCGGCGGAGCACGCGCAAGUUCCCCCUCGGAAAACUUUUUCUAGGGGCUCUGUUUUUCUGUGACCACAAUGAGAAAUUUAGACAGUGAUGAUCGGGUAACUGACAAGCUUACCAAGCCCAAGACAUCGAGAGAAUGGUUGGAACCACAGCCACUUUCUUUUAUGGAGGCAUUAGCUAAAGAAGAUAUUGAUGCAGCUAUUCAAUCAAUAUUAUAUAGAGAAAAUUACAUAAUUAAGGAACUAGAUAAGUGUUUACAACAUCAUGACUUUUUAAAGGCAAGAAGAAAAGAGAUGUUACAUAAAAGAUGGGCUGACCAUGUGGCACAUCCUCUCCAGAAGAAAAUUAUAGAAAAAGUUUGUUCAUAUAAGAAGAUUAAAAAAAGGAGACAAGAAGAAUUAGAUAGUUUUUUAAAACAUGUAAAUAAAAAGGGAAAUGCAUUUAUAGAACAUUAUGAUCCAAAAGAGUAUGAUCCUUUUUAUAUGAGCAAAGAGGACCCAAGUUUUCUGAAGGUUACCAUUCCACCAUUUCGUGACCCUUUGAAAAAGGCACAAUAUGACAAAGAUGAUGAAAAAAGAACUCUUCUUCAGUGUGAGACUGGCAAAAUAUAUACAAUGAAAGAAUUUAAAGAGAUUGAAAAGGCCAAACUGCAUUCCAGAUUCCCAAGAAUUUCUAAUUCAAGGCACUUUAUGACUCCAAAUGAGUGGCUUAAGCUGCCUACAACCUACAUAGAAAGUGAAUUUUGUAAAAGGAGCAGGUUAAAAGUGAAAAUGAAUUUUAACGAUUGUGGUUUUGAUUUGAAACCCUUGACAAGAACUCCUCAUCCUGUUGAAUCUCAGCAAGAAGAAAAAGCAGUUAUUUACAAAAACAAAGGAUCAUCCUUUCUGGAAAAAGAACCUCUAUGUUUUCAUGACAGAAAGAGUCCAAGUCUCAAAGAGGCCAACUCUGGAGGUCAUUUCGUUGACCCUCAGCAGGAGAUAGAAAGGGAUGGGGACCAGGAGGCGGUUUUAGCAACCAAGGAGCACACACCCCGAUCCUUGAUUGGUGAGGGACACAAAAGAAGGCUGUUCCCGAGGACGUCAUCUGCCUGCAGGGUUCAUUCGGGGUGAGGACCAAGGAAGGCGCUCAAGCACCUGCAAUAACCACUUUUUGAGUACAGCGUCUGUAUGAUAAUUAAGAAAUCACAAUACCAUGUAUUGACGGUUAUUGCCAAUGUAUUUUCUGCAGAAGUUAAAUAUUGCCUAAAAGAUCCAAUAAAAAUGAUA